UGCUCCGGCCCAGCAUGGCGACCCCGACCCAGAGCCCCACGAAGGCUACUGAGGAACCUGACCCAUUUUAUUAUGACUACAACACCGUGCAGACGGUGGGCAUGACUCUGGCUACCAUACUGUUCCUCCUAGGCAUUCUCAUCAUCAUCAGUAAGAAGGUGAAGUGCAGGAAGGCGGACUCCAGGUCGGAGAGCCCAACAUGCAAAUCCUGUAAGUCGGAGCUUCCCUCCUCAGGUGAGAGUGAGAAGGUGUGGUGAUGUGGAAGGAUGUUAGGUAGGACCAGAAGAGGAAUCCUUCAGAGGGGAGCGCCCGGGUGGGCCAGACAGUGGGACCACCCACAGAUGCCAUGGGGCAGUUCUCUGGGAGGCUGAGGAAGUCCUGUGGAUGCACAGUGUAUAAACCACAGGCAGGCAGUGGGAUGUGAAAUGUCCCAAAGAGUCCUCGAAGAUUCCCAGAAACAAAUAAGUGAGCCUUUAAACACGAGGACAAACUAAUUUCCCAGAGGAGAAAGCCACAAGCCAGGGAAGAGAAGGGCCCCGUGUGGGAGAAGGACUUUUGCCAGUCAGAGUGAGGUAAGAGUGGAACACUGGGAAAGACAGGAGGAGAGGACGCGUUCCAGAAUGUUCAGCUGGGCAGAUCUAGGGUGAAAUGACUGAGGGAAUGGGAGGGAGUGCUUCUGAAUAAUUAUAUCAAAAUAACAAAAAGAGAGCUGUAGAGCAUACAGAUUUAAAGAUUCGUGCUGGAAAAAAGAACAUAUGGGAUGCAGGGAGCAUGAGAAUGGAGAAGGCUGGGUAGUACAGGAGAAGGAUGGAGAGCCAGAGGAU
Messenger RNA from Carlito syrichta (Philippine tarsier), 824 nucleotides. It is a transcript of the gene FXYD7, whose product is annotated as FXYD domain containing ion transport regulator 7. Gene Ontology annotation, molecular function: sodium channel regulator activity. Gene Ontology annotation, biological process: regulation of sodium ion transmembrane transporter activity. The transcript is spliced from 5 exons. The coding region runs from base 15 to 257 and encodes 80 amino acids. Gene Ontology annotation, cellular component: membrane. The record is from RefSeq and is a predicted model, not a curated record. NCBI's taxonomy places the organism in Eukaryota, Metazoa, Chordata, Mammalia, Primates, Tarsiidae.